Alosa alosa (allis shad) is the source of this 2331-nucleotide messenger RNA. RefSeq names its product extracellular calcium-sensing receptor-like. Gene Ontology annotation, cellular component: membrane. Gene Ontology annotation, biological process: G protein-coupled receptor signaling pathway. Bases 16 to 2331 code for a protein of 771 amino acids. The record is from RefSeq and is a predicted model, not a curated record. The transcript has 6 exons. Lineage: Eukaryota; Metazoa; Chordata; Actinopteri; Clupeiformes; Clupeidae. Gene Ontology annotation, molecular function: G protein-coupled receptor activity.
AGACCAGAACAACUUAUGUGCUCUAGCGUGAACCUCAGAGAAUUCCGUUUUGCUCAGACUAUGAUUUUCACGAUUGAGGAAAUCAACAGAAGUGGAACUCUGCUUCCAAAUGUCACCAUCGGUUAUAGGAUCUAUGACAACUGUGGUUCAACUCUGUCAUCUAUGAGGGCUGCCAUGGCUCUAAUGAAUGGCCAUGGACUCAUAGCAGAGGAAUCGUGUACGGGACAAUCAGCUGUCCAUGCUAUUAUAGGAGAAUCAGAGUCCUCCUCAACUAUUGUGCUUUCCAGAACAACCGGACCCUUCAAAAUACCUGUGAUCAGCCACUCUGCUACGUGUGAGUGUCUAAGCAGUAGAAAAGAGUUUCCCUCCUUCUUCAGAACCAUAGCCAGCGACUACUACCAAAGCAGGGCCCUGGCUCAGCUGGUCAAACACUUUGGCUGGACCUGGGUGGGCGCAGUGAACAGUGACAGUGACUACGGCAACAAUGGGAUGGCAAUAUUUCUGGACGCUGCAGAGGAGGAGGGCAUAUGCGUGGAAUACUCAGAAAAAUUUCACAGAACAGAGCCUAAUAAAUUGCUAAAGGUUGUGGAUGUUAUCAGAGCGGGAACUGCCAAAGUGAUAGUAGCAUUUCUAGCCCAUGUUGAGAUGAAUAAUCUGCUGGAACAGCUCACUCUCCAAAACAUAACCGGGUUACAAAUGAUUGGUGUUGAGGCCUGGAUUACGGCUGACAGUCUGAUUACCCCAACAAGCUUCAGCGUUUUGGGUGGGUCACUUGGCUUCGCGGUGGGGAAAGCCAACAUAAGUGGCUUUAAUGAUUUUGUGAUAAAACAGUUUUGGGAAACGUCUUUCCAGUGUCACAAGAAUAACAGAUCAGGAGAUGAGAAUCUGUGCAGUAAACAUCAAGACCUUAUUGAGUGGAGGCACUAUAAUGAGGAUGUACCAGAACUUAGAUAUUCAAGCAACAUCUAUAAAGCCAUUUAUGCUAUAGCACAUUCUCUGCACAGCCUUCUACAAUGCAAGGCCCAUGUUGGAUGUGACAAAGAAUUGCAAACCGAGCCUUGGAAGGUGGUUGAGUCUCUGAAAAGAGUAAAUUUCACUAUAAAGACCAAGGAGCAGGUGUGGUUUGACAGUACAGGUGCGGCCGUAGCCAGGUAUGAAGUGGUGAACUGGCAUCAAGGGCCAGAUGGAACAGUGCAAUUUAAGCCUGUGGGCUACUAUGAUGCCUCACUGCCAGCAGGACGUCGCUUUGUCCUCAGUGAGGACACUGUAGUGUGGCCUGGGGGUUCAAAGCAGAGGCCUGUGUCUGUCUGCAGUGAGAGCUGUCCUCCAGGCACCAGGAAGGCUGUACAGAAAGGCAGGCCUGUCUGCUGCUAUGACUGUAUACCAUGUGGAGAAGGAGAGAUCAGCAAUGAAACAGAUUCUAAUAACUGCGAACUGUGCCCAGGACAAUACUGGCCAAAUCCUGGCAGAGAUAAAUGUGUAUUAAAAGCUCUCGAGUUUCUCUUAUUCACAGAGGUUAUGGGAAUAGUCUUAGUAUUUUUUUCAUUGUUUGGUGUCUUUUUAACUGUAAUCACAGCCAUUAUUUUUAUGUUAAAGAUGGAUACACCUAUUGUUAGAGCCAACAACUCAGAGCUGAGUUUCCUGCUGCUCUUCUCACUGACUCUGUGUUUCCUUUGCUCUCUUACUUUCAUUGGUCGGCCCUCUGAGUGGUCCUGUAUGUUGCGUCACACAGCGUUUGGGAUCACCUUUGUUCUCUGCAUCUCCUGUGUUCUGGGGAAAACAAUAGUGGUGUUAAUGGCCUUCAGAGCCACUCUUCCAGGCAGUAAUGUCAUGAAGUGGUUUGGGCCUCUGCAACAGAGACUCAGUGUUCUUGGCUUCACUCUCAUACAAGUGCUUAUAUGUGUCCUGUGGUUAACUAUAUCCCCUCCAUUCCCAUAUCAGAAUAUGAACCUUUUCAAAGACAAAAUCGUUCUUGAAUGUGAUGUGGGUUCAGCUAUAGGAUUCUGGGCAAUAUUAGGCUAUAUUGGACUCCUUGCACUCUUGUGUUUCAUACUGGCUUUUCUAGCUCGUAAACUGCCUGAUAACUUUAAUGAGGCCAAAUUCAUCACAUUUAGUAUGUUGAUAUUCUGUGCAGUCUGGAUCACUUUCAUUCCUGCUUAUGUCAGCUCUCCUGGGAAAUUUACUGUAGCUGUGGAGAUAUUUGCUAUUUUGGCAUCUAGUUUUGGUUUAUUGUUUUGUAUAUUUGCUCCAAAGUGUUAUAUUAUUCUAGUACGGCCUGAAUUAAACACAAAGAAGCAUAUGAUGGGUAAAAUGCCUUCUAAGUCUCUGUAG